AACCCUAUAUUUCUAUGCGAUCUAUGCAUGUUUGUAUAGAUCUAUAGAUACUUCGUUUAUAAGCUAAAAAAAAAAGGCUACCUAUAGGCUUCAUAUUGCUACUGAAGAUUGAUUCGUUGUAUUAGGGUUAUUAGUAGGGUUUCAAGGAAGAGCCAUGUCAGGUAAAGAUAAGAAAGCUUGCGGAGACGUGUUGGAUGACUGGAAAGAAUUCUUCUGGAACCCGAGGACCCGUGAAUUUAUGGGCAGAACCGGGAGCAGUUGGGCUCUUAUCCUUCUCUUCUACCUCGUCUUCUACUGCUUCCUGACUGGCCUUUUCGCUCUUACUAUGUGGGUGAUGCUGCAGACCCUGGAUGACUACAAACCGACCUACCAGGACCGCCUAGCCACCCCAGGGAUGAUGAUUAGACCCAGAUCUAAAACACUGGACAUUACCUACAGUAUGUCCAACACAGAGACAUGGGACGGCUAUGUCAACACGCUGAACGAAUUCCUGCUGCCCUACAACGACAGUAUCCAGGCAGCCAACAAUUACUUCUGCCCCCCCGGGCAGUACUUCACUCAGGACGAUAGUGACAAUGUGCGUAACAACCCGAAACGCUCGUGUCAGUUUAACCGCACCAUGCUGGAAGACUGCUCCGGGCUGGAGGAUCAAUACUACGGCUAUAGAAACGGACAGCCCUGCGUGCUGAUCAAGCUGAAUCGCGUUAUUGGGAUGAAACCGGGCGAUGGAGAAGCUCCAUAUGUCACCUGCACAGGAAAGAAAUACAAAGUGAGCAAGGAUACCUGGAAAGAAGACUCUGAUAAGAUUGGAGAGAUUGUCUAUUUUCCUCCAAAUGGCACCUUCAAUCUGAUGUACUACCCUUACUAUGGCAAACAGGCCCAGGUGAACUAUUCCCAGCCACUGGUUGCGGUGAAAUUCCUCAACUUGACCAUGAACACCGACAUUAACGUCGAAUGCAGGAUCAUGGCAAAAAACAUCAAAGUCGACAACGAGCGAGACAAAUUUGCCGGCCGCGUCUCCUUCCUAUUGAGAAUUGACAAGAUAUAAAAAAAAAAAAAAAACAUCCUGGCCCUCAUCUCCCCUUUCCUUCUGCUCCCCCAAACCAACCCCACCCCCAUAAACACCCU
Polyodon spathula (Mississippi paddlefish) is the source of this 1128-nucleotide messenger RNA. Its product is annotated as sodium/potassium-transporting ATPase subunit beta-2-like. Gene Ontology annotation, molecular function: ATPase activator activity. NCBI's taxonomy places the organism in Eukaryota, Metazoa, Chordata, Actinopteri, Acipenseriformes, Polyodontidae. Gene Ontology annotation, cellular component: sodium:potassium-exchanging ATPase complex. The transcript has 8 exons. The record is from RefSeq and is a predicted model, not a curated record. The coding region runs from base 155 to 1048 and encodes 297 amino acids. Gene Ontology annotation, biological process: sodium ion export across plasma membrane; intracellular potassium ion homeostasis; potassium ion import across plasma membrane.